Molecule: messenger RNA, 1257 nt
Organism: Phialemonium atrogriseum
Lineage: Eukaryota; Fungi; Ascomycota; Sordariomycetes; Cephalothecales; Cephalothecaceae
Exons: 1
Coding region: 1-1257 (418 amino acids)
Source: RefSeq, a predicted model, not a curated record
AUGCCAAUGAACAAAUCCACUACCACACCCACGCCCGAGGCCGACCCCGAGGCCCUAGAAGUCGGCACCCCAGCGUGGCGGGCCGCCAAGCUCGCCGACGCAGCCUCGGAGAGGGACAGGCAGAGGAACUGGUUCGCGCCGGUGCGAGCCAUCCGGCACGCCGAAGACAGGGCCUACACGCGGCACCUAUUCCACCGCUCGCCGUUUCGCCCCGCGGUCGAUAUCCGCGCCGGCCUCACCAAGACCACCGAGCUCCUCGCCGGCGCCGUCACCCCCGAUAACGCGGCCGCGGCUUCUGCCCUGGCCGCCUACUCGUCUUCUUCCUCGUCGGCUUGGUCGUCGUCGUCAUCCUCUUCUUCUUCUUCGUCGUCGUCCUCGUCGUCUUUAUUCCUAGACGCCGAGCCAUCGCCAUCUCGACCUCCCGCGCCCCCCUCCGUCGCAACCAUAACAGGCAUCCCCCUGGCAGCCCACGACUACGCCGCCCCGCCGCCGCCGCCGCGCGGGAUAGCCGACGACGACGUCCCAAGCUCGCCCACCGACGAAGGAGACCACACCCGCCUCGCCAACUUCUUCUUCUGCAGGCGCAACAGGCGCGAGAGGGUCACGGCGGGCAGCGGUGGCCGGUCCUGCCUGCGCUGCACCACGGCCGGAAUGCCCUGCUCGCUCGACCGUCCCGGCGAGGAUGCCGCCGCCGCCGCCGCCGCGGUGCGGUGCGCGCGGUGCGAGAGGAACGGGUGCGCUUACUGCGUGCGGGUGCUCGGUGAUGGGGAGGGGGAGGGAGAGGCGGGGAUGCCGCCGCUGGCGGACGAUUCAAGGUACGUGGCUGUCCCCGGGAUGGGGGUGCGCGGCCGGGAUCUCGUCGUGUAUGUCUGCGACGAGGAGGCGCCGGAUCCGGAGGCGCUGCGGGACGUUGCGGAGGAGCUGCUGCUGCGGGGGGAGAAGAGUGGGGCGGUGGGCGCGGGUUGGGGUGGUGUCUUGCUGAAAGGCGGCGAGCGCAGGGGUUUGGUCCUGCCGGGUUGGAAGGACCAGGUGGUUGAGUGGCGCGAGGCUGAGAAGGCGCGGGGGGCGGCGUGGGCGAGGGAGUGCGAGGAGAGUGGGUUGGGGCAUCUCCUCCCCGAGCCGAAAGGGGACGAUGAGUCGGCAUUUGAGGAGCCGACGUGGAGGGAAUACUUUGAGCGGAAGCGGGAGGAGUUGAGGCUCCUUAUGCCCGAGAGGGACCGGAAGCUGGCUCUGUGGGAGACGUGGGGCAUUCUCUAA